AUGCCGACGUUAUUUGCUGAGUCUUUUAUCACGUGGAUGAUUUACCACGUCGUCCUCCACCGCCCUCCAAGUCUACUAAGCCAAGUAAGCAAAGGGGAAGAAUGCAGUCAUUUACAAGAGGAGCGGCCCAAGGACCACCUACAGGGGGAGAAACACAUGCAGAGGGAGCUGACUCCGUUACUCGAAAAAUGGUGUGGUUUACAGUGCCCGUUCGCCAACCCCCACGGCGGGGCGACGAUGAAGGAAACACGGUGCAGGAUAAAUGUGUUGGCGCCAGAUUUCCGAGUAUUGAAGAUCGAGGAAAUCCGCCGAGUUUUGGAACUAAAAGAUUGGAUGAGUAUUCACAAGGAAGGCAGUUCAACUACACGACCCCCGUUGCUAGAUGGAACGAACUAUACAUAUUGGAAAACCAAGAUGAAGAUGUUCAUCAAAUCAAUGGAUGAAGAUUCAUGGCGUACAGUUCUAACAGGGUGGACGAGACCAGUGGCCAAAACCAGAGAAGGUUUUGAGUAUGAAAAACACGAAGAAAACUGGAGCAAGAAAGAACAGGCAGUGGCAAAUACCAAUUCAAAGGCUUUAAAUGCUAUAUUUAAUGCGGUUGACACCAACCAAUUUAAAUUGAUAUCUGGUUGUGAAUGUGCCAAAAGGGCAUGGGAUAUUCUUCAAACUGCGUAUGAAGGAACAGCCUCAGUAAGACUGUCAAAACUCCAGAUGCUUGCCACUCGCUUCGAAGAUCUCAGAAUGAAAGAAGAUGAGACUGUAGCUGACUUCAAUUCGAAGUUAUGCGACAUUGCUAAUGAAGCUCAUGGCCUUGGAGAAACAUAUUCUGAAGAGAAACUGGUGCGCAAAGUUCUAAGAUCUCUUCCAGAUCGAUUUGCAUACAAGAUAACUGCAAUUGAAGAGGCUAAUAAUGUUGAUGAACUCCAUCUUGACGAGCUCAUAGGAAACUUGCAAACAUUUGAGAACAAGCUGAGUAUGAGUAGAAUGGACAAAGAAAGAAAUUUAGCUCUGCAGUCAACCGAUGUUCCAACUUCUGUUGUUCCGACUACUGUUGUUUCCUCUCCUGAUGUACCAACAGUGUCUGCUGUUGAAGCAGAACUUAUCAAAUUAAUGGCACGUAUUGCUGAAAAUUUUGAUAAGAUGGUCAGAGUAAAUGAGAAUCCCUCAAAGGCUGACACACGCCUCCAGAAAAGAAGAAUUCAGUGUAAAGAAUGUCAAGGAUUUGGUCAUACUCAUUACGAGUGUACCAAUAGACUAAAGAAGCGGGAAAAAUCUGUUACUACUGCCAAGAGUGAUGACAUGAAAGACUCCAAUGAGGAGGAAGACAAAAAGGAUGGAAACCUUUUCUGUGGAACUAGCACGAUUAUUCAACCAAUAGCUGAGGCUACAGUGCCUGUGCAGACAUCAUCCAUCAGGUAUGAACAUUCUUUGUCUGAUCACCUUGUCAGUCUAAACUCUUCUUUUAAUACAGGUGAAACCAGCUCAGAUGAUGAAGAGGAGAUUACUGCAGAAAUGAUUCAGCAACAACAAGAUGAAUUGCUCAAAACAUGUCUUGCUGUAGAUGAAAUGAAUAAGUCCUUGAAGACACAAGUUGCUGAGCUCGAGAAAGAUAAAGAGUAUAUAACAGGUAAUCCGAAGCACUUGAAGAACUAUCAGAAAUGUGCAAGUAGACAUGCAACUCUUGGUGAUGGAACUAAGAAACAGAUUCCCCUCGAUUUGAUUCCUUGCGUAAAUCGCUUGGAACUUGUUGUGUUCAUAAAUGAACAAUGA
Molecule: messenger RNA, 1770 nt
Organism: Erythranthe guttata (spotted monkey flower)
Lineage: Eukaryota; Viridiplantae; Streptophyta; Magnoliopsida; Lamiales; Phrymaceae
Source: RefSeq, a predicted model, not a curated record